AUGAUUGCAUUAGUAAUUAGUUUGAUAUUUGUUGGUCUUAUUUCUUUUGUUCUAUUCUAUACUGGAUGGUUAAUUCGUAUUACAAAUGAUUUGAUUUGUUUAGUAUUCGAUUAUCAUAAAAAGGUUCGUCGUGAUCGACGACCAGCACGUAUAUUUCUUAUUCGUCAUGGUGAAUCACAAGCAAAUGUUGAUCAAACAUUAUGUGCACGUCUUGCUGAUAGUCGAGUUGAAUUAACAGAAAGAGGUCAUCAACAAGCACUUGCUGCUGGUGAAAAACUUCAUUCAAUAAUUGGUAAUGAAUCUAUGUAUGUUUAUAUGAGUCCUUAUCAACGUUCAAAACAAACAUGGAUGAAUAUUCGAAAAGCAUUUUCAUCAUCACAAAUUCUAACUGAACGUGAAGAUCCACGUAUACGUGAACAAGAAUUUGGUAAUAUAGCUGAUUUACAAAAACGUCCAUAUGAAUUAGAAGAACAAAAAAGUUGUGGGCAUUUUUUUUAUCGUUUUUCAUGUGGUGAAAGUGGUGCUGAUGUUUAUGAUCGUGCAUCACUUUUUCUUGAUACUUUAUUUCGUGAAAUGGAUUCUGGACAUCAUUAUCCAACACAAAAUAUUGUUGUUGUAUCACACGGAUUAUUUAUGCGUUUAUUUCUUAUGAGAUAUUUUCGUUGGACUUCUGAAGAAUUAGACAAAAGUAAACAAUUUGCUAAUUGUGAAAUAUGUCAAUUAACAAAAGUCAAUGGGGUUUAUACACUUGAUGGACAUACAAAACCACCAACUAAAUCAUCAUAA
This is a messenger RNA of Rotaria sordida, 786 nucleotides long. The record is from the annotation of a GenBank genome assembly. NCBI's taxonomy places the organism in Eukaryota, Metazoa, Rotifera, Eurotatoria, Philodinida, Philodinidae.